Messenger RNA from Periconia digitata, 1546 nucleotides. The record is from the annotation of a GenBank genome assembly. NCBI's taxonomy places the organism in Eukaryota, Fungi, Ascomycota, Dothideomycetes, Pleosporales, Periconiaceae.
UAUAAAAGUGUCGAAUGGUCGCAGCCUUGUUUAUCUGAAAAUCAUCGAAUCAACCAUCCCUCCCGACUCUGACAUGGAGAAAAUCCCCACCUUCAUCUUGGCACUGCCCAGUGCAUUGCUGUUCUGGUUUCUGUGGCAAAUCAUACGGCUCACGUGGGCGCCAAACGCCAGAUUGCCUGGCCCAUGGCACACCAAGUACACGGGCGCUGUCAAAGUGUACAAGAUCAUGAACGGCUCGGGUGCAGCAUGGGUCAACGACCUUCAUCGAAAAUACGGCCGGAUCGUGCGCCUCUCGCCCACCGAAGUCGAUUUCAGUUCCGUCAGCGCGUUGAAAACCAUUCAUAACUACAGGAAGCCCUUUAUGAAAAGCGACUUCUACAAGAUCUUCGAUUUCAUCCCCGAUGUGUCGUCUGUACUCAGCACGCGUACCCCAGGUACGCACGGUCGCUUCCGUCGACUCUUAUCGGGGCCAACCUCUGAAAGCAGUGUGAAACUCGUUGAACACAUUGUCCAGGCCAAACUCGACCUCACCAUUCAGAGAAUGGAAGAAGAGAUGAAAGCGCAAGGAUUUGUCGAUGUCUUGAAAUGGCACCACUUCAUGGCGACGGACGUCUCUGGCCAUCUGAGUUUCGGAGAGAGUUUCCAGAUGCUGGAGCAACAAAAGAAAAAUCAAUACAUCCGCGAUCUGGAAGCGACGUCGCAUUUGGCUGGCGUCAUGCAGUUUAUCCCUUGGCUGUUCUUUGCAUCCAAGAAGUACGGGCUUCCCAUUUUCAGAGAAUCCCACGCCAUCAAUGCUCGUCUGUACUCCUAUGCCGAAGAAUCCCUGUACAGGCACAAACGAAUGCAGGCCGCCGAGCCCCAGACGUUCCAACCAACCUUUUUCACCAAGUUACUCCAAGCUGGGGAAAAGGACGGCGAUACAAUCACGUUCGAGGAGAUCAUUCAGAAUGCGCAACUUUUCAUCAUUGCUGGAUCUGACACCACUGCCCACACGCUUACGUACCUUGUGUGGCAGUUGAGCAGGACGGAAAACAGGGACAUUAGACAAAGGCUGUUAACAGAGCUCGCCACACUCCCGAAGGACUUUGCAAACGACGAUCUCAAGCCUCUGCCUUAUCUCAAUUGCGUCAUCUCCGAGACUCUAAGAUUGCACGCUGCCGCUCCAGACGGCCUACCAAGAGCAGUACCCGCAGGAGGAGCCGAAGUCGACGGUGUCUUUCUCCCCGAAGGCAGCGUCGCAAUCACCCAGCCCUGGAGCAUGCACCGCGACCCAGAAGUGUUCCCCGAUCCCGAAAGAUUCCAACCAUCCCGCUGGGAAAACCCCACAAAAGACAUGAAAGAUUCGUUCUCGGCCUUCGGCAACGGCCCGCGCACUUGUCUUGGGAUUCAUCUCGCGUACAUGGAGCUUCGACUCGGGACGGCGAAGUUCUUUUUGAAAUUCCCAGAGUCCAAGAUUGCGAAUGGGUUUGAGGACAAGGAUAUGGAUAUGCAGGUUUCGUUCGUCAUGUCGCCCAAGAGCCACAAGUGCUUGCUUGAGCUGUCGUAG